Acanthoscelides obtectus is the source of this 918-nucleotide messenger RNA. The record is from the annotation of a GenBank genome assembly. Lineage: Eukaryota; Metazoa; Arthropoda; Insecta; Coleoptera; Chrysomelidae.
AUGAAACCAUCUAAACUGCAAGAUCAUCUGAGAAGAUGCCACCCUGAUAAAACAGAGAAAGAUUUGAAAUACUUUCAAACACUCAAAGAUAAAUUUCAGAAGAGACCUACACUGGACAGAAUGUUCGCUUCGACGUCACAAAGAAAUGAUGAUGGUUUGCGGGCGUCUUGCAAUAUCUCGUUACUUAUAGCAAAAUCCGGAAAACCUCAUACUAUCGGAGAGAAGUUAAUUUUGCCAGCCGUUGAAGAGGUUUUAAAAACUGUUUUACACAAACCUGCAUCUGAUAUCAUUAAAACAAUUCCCUUAAGCAACAAUAUUGAUGAAAUGAGUUCUGAUAUUGAAAGCUUUUUUUGUAAUUAUUUGCAAACGACCCAUUUCUCUAUACAACUGGACGAGUCAACUUUACCUGAUAAUGCAGCAUUAUUAUUGGCAUAUGUUCGUUUUAUUAUGAAUCAAGAAAUCUACGAAGAACUGCUCUUCGCAAGAACUUCAAUAACCGACACUAAAGAUUUUGAAUCUAGGUUUGAGGAUAUUUUGACUAUGGUAAUACCACCGUGGAUAAUUAAUCCAUAUGGUGACAUAGAAGACACGAAUGUCAUUAUACAAGAGGAACUGACUGAACUAAGUACAAACGAAGAACUUAAGGUUCAGUUUAAAAACGGAUAUCAGCAAUUCUGGCUGCAAAACAACAUACCCGUUACUUAUCCCGUAUUAUGGAAUAUAGCGAGAACAUUUUUAAUUCCCUUUCCAUCGUCAUACCUAGUGGAAAGGGGGUUCAGCGCUGUUACCAAUCUCCUAACGAAAAAAAGAAACAGACUGGACAUCAUUAGCCGAGGAGAUUUAAGAUUAACUCUUACAAAAUUGACGCCAAAUGUUGAUAACUUAUUAUUAAAGCAUCAGGUUCAUCCUUCUCACUAA